UCUUUGAUGAUCAGAUGACCACUCAAUUUAAUCUUGACUUCACGCACAACCGUUGCUAGCCAGUCGUUGAACAUUAAUAUUUCUCAGUCAUUUGAACUUCGUUAGUGGUAAUCCCAUUGGUAUUUGGAGAUCUACGAAGCUCAAACUGGCGCCUGUUCUUGUGUGGAAUCCUCGUCCAUUUGAUUUCGUGGUUACAACGUUGCAACACACCAUCACUGAAACUACCCUUUCGUUUCAAAUUUCAAUAUAGUUUACCCGGUCGAUGGCGACCUCGCGCACGUACCCUCCUCCAGUCAAUUUAAAGGAACGUAUUGCUGCCCUCCAGCAGCGAAACGUGUCCCCAAGUCAACAGCAAAUGUCUCAAUUCGCUUCAAAGAACCUCCCGAGUAGUGGAACCGGAUGUUUGCGCGACAAAAUCGCCAAAUUUGAGGAGAAGGGAGGCAUCCCAGUUCCACGAGGCAGCUUCGGUAUGGGUGCACCUCAGUUGGCAGAAAACGCACCAGCAAAGAAGCGUGGAGAGUUGUAUGGGAAUCGAGUGCAAAACAUGGGGAGACCGGGCGGCUCGCCGUCAAGUCGCUCUGGUUCACCUCUGCCCCCAGCGGACGACUUACCUUUGCCAAGAAAACGUUGUGUCUCUACCGGGGGUACACUCUUGAAAGGCACUCCUCCGAGAUUUGCAACGGGGGAACCUAUCCCGCCGCUUCCGUCCACACCGUCGCCAAUCCUUCCUUUUGCUCGUCGCAACUCCCUCGCAGUCGAUUUUGGUCCUACUCAACGUGUCGUUAGCUUUGGGGAGGUGUCUCAACAUGUAGAUCAAGACCUAGAAUCCCCUUCACCUUCACCAUCACCAUCACCUUCUCUGUCUACUUCUCCUUCGUUGGGAGUAAGAGACCCUGCUGGAAUUAUAGCCCCAUCCCAGACCCUUGAACCUGUCACCUCAUCAGAUGACGUACUUCCCCAAGAUAUGAAUGCACUAUCACAGGCAGGGCAAGAGCCAGCGGUACUAGGGCUUGGCUUGCAGGCUGACUCUAAUCCAGUGCCUGCGAUGGCAUUGGAUGUUGUUGCGUCGUCUCAGUCCUCGCCAGAAGUUGUAACUGUCGUGAAGGUGACUUCCGUUGUUGAGCCUGAUCAGACUAUUGAUCCUCCUUCGGAUGAGAAGCCUCAAUCAGCAUGUCAUCACCCACUGUCGGUAGAUGUGUCCAUGACCGAUGCUCAGCCUUCGGAAGCUGCCCUUCCUGACUCGUCUUCAACUAUUUCGCAUUCACUCGUCGCCCCCAAUACGGUUACCGAAGACGACUCAGUAUUGACCCACCCUCUUACAUCUACCAUUACCUCGGGAUCCGGUGAUGUCAAUAACAAGAAGCGUGAUGACGUAGCCACAUCAUUACUGGCAUCUGAAUCCCCUCCUACUGAGGAAUGUGGGACCAUCUCUCUCAUCAUACCUCCCCAUCCACGGAUCCAGGUACAACCCAGCCCCCCAUCACCUGAUUUAGAGACUGCCAAGCCUGAAGUAAAGCGCUCCUUCACGGCUGUAGUGCAUCACAAGGUCACUGAAAUGGCCGCUGCCACCGCACCGACUUCAUCCCUUUCCACAUCAAUGACACCACAAGUUGCGCGAGUGCGGCGGACGGGGAUCACUAUUACUGCCGAGCCGCUUUUGGGCUCGGGCUAUGGAGAACUCGCCAUCCUGCUAGAAGAAGCAGCAUUGCUUGAGAUGAAACUGACUGAGGGUGAUGGUUCAGAGCUUGUAGACGCCGCGCUUUCCAAAACCCCAACCGUUGACACUUUCGCAACCGACAUCCGGCCCGUAUCUUCCUCAACACUCACAGAACACGUCAAAGCUCCAUCCACGGAGACCGCAUCGCUUUCAGAGCGUUCUAUAUCUAUCCCAUCCAUCCGAGAACCCAACAUGGAUGGGGACAUCCCCGAGGAGGAUGAGGGUGAUGGGAGGAGUCUAGCUUCUACAUCUACGUCACAACGGUCACCCUCACACAAGAGAUAUCUCUCGAGCAUUAGGCGAUUGACUAGUCGUCGUUCGUCGAACUACAUGCCCGGGGCGUACCCUCGGGAUAGUAUUUCAACAUGCUCUGAGGACUCCGCCCCGGUCGCUACACCAUCUGAUCAUGGAGAUGGAUCAGGCUUUGGUAUCACAUGGCCAGUCGUUUCUACGAAGAAAGGCGGUGCGGGAAAGUCUAGCUCGUUUGCGGACAAAUUGUUCAACCGCAACAGAACCAAGUCGAACGUCAGCAUAGUGGACACAGACCAAGGCUCGAUAUAUAACUCGCCGAAAAGGUCGUUUAAAUUGUCCCAGCCCCCGGCCCUAUCCCCAACCAAAAGCUCUCCAGGUCGCCAAGCCAGUGAAUUGCCCGGCUCUCGUCCAUCGCACUGGAUGGUCUCACGGGACUCGUCAUCUUCUCCUGCUCCCAGUAUUCUUGAGAAGGAAAUCUUUGAUGAAUUCCCCUCUGUCCCACAGACACUUCCCCCGGGUCCACUUCACCUAUCUCCAGACCUCUCGAGAGUCGCAGUUCGUCACUCGUCAACUCUCCCAGUCAAGUCUCGGAAACAUUCGCAACAAAGGACAUCCAUGGUUUGAAAUGCUUCAUCUUGAGUACCGAAGGAGUAAUACGGACUCGGAGUUAGCUAGUCGCUCCUCGUGUUGUCGGGACUGUUUGUUUUCGUUGUGUAUUUUCGCUAUCUUUCAGCAUCGUUUAAAAUUGAAUAUCGAGUUCUCUAAUAAA
This is a messenger RNA of Suillus subalutaceus, 2738 nucleotides long. RefSeq lists its product as uncharacterized. Lineage: Eukaryota; Fungi; Basidiomycota; Agaricomycetes; Boletales; Suillaceae. The coding region runs from base 263 to 2593 and encodes 776 amino acids. The transcript has 3 exons. The record is from RefSeq and is a predicted model, not a curated record.